Molecule: messenger RNA, 1602 nt
Organism: Mesocricetus auratus (golden hamster)
Lineage: Eukaryota; Metazoa; Chordata; Mammalia; Rodentia; Cricetidae
Product: cyclic nucleotide-gated cation channel beta-1-like
Exons: 12
Coding region: 7-960 (317 amino acids)
Source: RefSeq, a predicted model, not a curated record
GUCAGGAUGUUGGGCUGGGUCCAGAAGGUGCUGCCCCAGCCUCCAGGGACCCCUCAGAGGAUGGAGGAGGAAGCAGAACCACAGCCAGAACCAGAGUUGGAGCCUGAGGCAAAACCAGAACCUGAGCCAGAGCCUCAGCUGGAGCCAGAACCUCAGCUGGAGCCAGAGCCAGAGCCAGAACCUGAAACAGUCCCUGAAGAGGAUGUGCCGGAGGUCCAGACCCUGCCACCUGAGGAGCCAAUGGAAGGGGAGGGCAUAGCUGAGGCUAGUCCUAGCCUUCAAGAGGCCCAAGAAACCGACCCUCCUCCGCUUACCUUCCAGGCCCAGGUUGCUGUUGCCAAGGUGAACAGCCCCAGUGCCUGGGUGCUGACCUGGUUCUGGAAGGGCAUGGAGAAGGUCGUGCCACAGCCUGUCUACAGCAGCAAGGGGAGCCAGAACCCGGCUGCCGGAGUGGGGGACACAGAUCAGGUUGGAGCACAUAUUCUGGGACCCUGUGGCACGGGGGAACCAGGGUCUGCAGAUGGCUCAGAUGAAGCUUCCAGGGCUCCAGACACUGAGCCCAGAAUGUGGCUCAUCAGAUGGCUUGAGCAGAAUCUGGAGAAAGUGCUGCCUCAGCCCCCCAAACCCUCCGAGGCCUGGAGAGAUGAACCUGAGGCUACUGUCUUGGACCCAGAUCCUCCAGAACCCCUGAUGGAGACAGAGCCCACAGAGAGUCCCUCCCAGCCGAACCCUGGAACUGUGGAGCCUGAGGAGGAGCCAGAUGCAGAGCCCCAGCCUGGCUUACAGACCGCUUCCUUGCCUCCACCUGGGGACCCUGUCAGGCUCAUUGAGUGGCUCCUGCACAGGCUGGAGAUGGCCCUGCCACAACCCGUGCUCCAUGGGAAAGCUGCGGAGCAGGAGCCUGGCUGCCCCGGGACGUGUGAGGUGCAGACCAGGGUGACAGCAGCUGGAGGCCUCUGAAACAAGGGAGAAGGUGACCUGGGGAGCCCAUGGACAAAUGGAUGGAUGGAUGAUGGACAGAAGGAUGCCUCAAGAGAAGAUCUUUUAGGGGGCAGUGACUGCUAACCUCCACCCUCCUUGAAUAGUGAACCCCAGGCAGGAUUGAGAAAAACAGAAUCAUGUGAAACACCAGAGCUUUUGGGGCUCUUGGCCAGGGGACAGCACCCUGACCAGAGCAAGGGCAAGGGGGACUUCCUUAUGGGAGACUAUGGAGAGUCCUAUAAAGGCCUCAAUGUUCAGUGUCUGAGCAUGCUCACACCGGGCACCUGGCACCAUCCAUACUGCUGUAGGACCCAGGUUCGCUACAAGUGGUUCUCCCAAGAUCUGUCCUAGUUCUCUUUCUGAGAGUCAGGAACUACCACUGACUGUGACAUUGUAAUUGACAUUAAAGAGUAUGACUUUGCACCUCAAAUCUGUGACUGCAUGACAUUCUUAGGACAAGUCUGAAAGAAGCCUUGGGUUUUACUUUUUUUUUUUAGAUAGGUUCUUGCUGUACAUUCCAGGCUGGCCUCCAACUCUCCAUCCUCCUGCUUCAGUCAACUGAUUGUUUGAAUUGCAAAUAUACCCCACAACGCUUUAGUACUUAGGUACUAAAGAGAGACG